Molecule: messenger RNA, 1166 nt
Organism: Aspergillus brunneoviolaceus CBS 621.78
Lineage: Eukaryota; Fungi; Ascomycota; Eurotiomycetes; Eurotiales; Aspergillaceae
Product: oxidoreductase, short chain dehydrogenase/reductase family
Exons: 5
Coding region: 263-1063 (266 amino acids)
Cellular component (GO): cytosol
Molecular function (GO): oxidoreductase activity
Source: RefSeq, a predicted model, not a curated record
CAACGCCGACGUUCGGCCGUCUUCGAUUCCAUUUAAAGCCAACUGAGCCCCCCCCUUAUCUCUCGUUAUCCUUCUGACUCAUUUCUUUAAAGUCUGCCUUAUGCGUCUGCUUCGAGCUCUUCUCACCUCCACCAGAUCCCUGCGACAGCUUCCCUUGACGACCUCCCCCGGGAACAUCUCCGCAUUCACCCCACUCACCCGAUCAACCCCGUUCCAGUCCGCGAUCCAGCCCACUUUCAUCAGACGCACAAUGGCCUCCACAAUGGCAAAGCGCCUCGAGGGCAAGACUAUCGUGGUCACCGGUGCUUCGUCCGGUAUUGGCCGCAGUACGGCCAAGGAGUUUGCUCGCACCGCGCCCAAGGACCUGAAGCUGAUCGUGACGGCCCGUCGCAUCGACUCUUUGAAGCAGCUCGCCCAGGAGAUCAAGGAGGAAGUCGGUGAGGGUGUCAAGGUCCUCCCCGUGCAGUUGGAUGUUAGCAAUCCCGAGGAGAUUAAGAACUUCGUGCCGUCUCUGCCCGCCGAGUUCCAGGAGAUCGAUGUGCUUGUGAACAAUGCCGGCCUUGUCAAGGGUGUCGCCAAGGCCCCCGAGAUCGACGCUCAGGAUAUCGACGUCAUGUUCUCAACCAACGUGACCGGAUUGAUCAACAUGACCCAGGCCAUUCUCCCCAUCUUCCAGAAGAGAUCCGACGGCGGUCGCGGCGAUAUCAUCAACAUCGGUAGCAUUGCUGGCCGCGAACCUUACCCCGGCGGAAGCAUCUACUGUGCCACGAAGGCGGCCGUCCGGUCCUUCACCGACGCAUUGAGAAAGGAGCUGGUUGCGACGAGAAUCCGCAUCAUCGAAAUCGACCCCGGUCAGGUGGAAACCGAGUUCUCCGUGGUGCGAUUCUACGGUGACAAGGAGAAGGCUGAUGCAGUCUACGCUGGCUGCGAACCCCUCACCCCCGAUGACAUCGCUGAAGUUGUUGUGUUUGCCGCUGGUCGGCGCGAGAACGUUGUGAUCGCGGAUACGCUGAUCUUCCCCAGCCACCAGGCUUCUCCGGGAAUUAUGCACCGCAAGGCUUAGUGAUAUGCAUGAUCGAUAGAAUUGAAGUAUAUAAAGGCAGGGUACCUGCUACGGUCUGGAAACGAUAGAUAACGGCUAUUUGCAAUUUAAUCACCAUGAACCG